UAUUAUUAUAUUAUAUAAGAACUAUAAAAUAGGUUUUUGCUUUGUAGAACAGUCGGCAGAAGCUUUGAUUCCUUUUAUUUUUCCUUCGUUUUCGUUUUGACGUCAAGUUUCAACGUCUCGUUUGGUCGUCAUCUUCUUUUUCGUUUGGCCUCCCAAUCUCCCGAGCAGACCGAACCAGAGAUUUCCAACCCAAAUUCAAAGCCUCCUCAAGCUCCAGUUUGAUUGUUUAUUGUUAAGAAGACAUGGGAGAGAGGAAAGUGUUGAACAAGUACUACCCGGCAGAUUUUGAUCCGGCAAAGAUACGAAGACAAUCUAAGAAACAACAGAUUAAGGUUCGGAUGAUGCUUCCCAUGAGCAUUCGAUGCAACACCUCUGGUAAUUAUAUCUAUAAAGGGACCAAGUUCAAUUCGCGUAAAGAAAACGUCAUUGGUGAGACAUAUUUAGGAAGAAUUCAGAUAUCUAGAUUUUAUGUAAAGUGUACCAAGUGUUCGGUCGAAAUUACAAUAAAAACAGAUCCGCAAAACUCGGAUUACAUUGUUGAAACUGGUGCAACGCGAAAUUUUGACCAAUGGCAUGGAGAGGAUGAGGGAGUAGAGAAUAAGAAACGCAAAAGGGAUAAUAAAGAGAUGGGAGAUGGAAUGAGAUCUUUGGAGAAUAGAACUUUGGAAUCAAAAAGAGAGAUGGACAUCAUCGGUGCAUUGGACGAACUAAAGUCCAUGAAGUCAAGACACGCAGUUAUUAGUGUGGAUGCAAUGCCUGAGGCCCUGAACAAGGAGGAAAAGCAAAAGAAGUUGGAAGAAGAGGAUGAAGCUCUUAUUAUAGUUCGGAGAUCCAAAGUUGUCCGAAGGAUUGAUGAUAAAGAUUUUAGUGAUGAUGAGGAUUUCAGAGACAAUGGGAAAACAUCUAAAGUUUCUGAAUAUGUGCCUGGGACAAAAACCAACGUUGUUAAUAACUCUAACAUCAAAGGAGCACCUAGCAGUAUUGGUAAAUUUAUUUUUAAGUUUAAAAGUAAUGGGUUGCAGUUGCUAUGUCAACAUUAAGACUAGUAGUUGUAUUUAAUCUAGAGAUUUAAUUAAUUUUGGUACCUAAUAAAU
This is a messenger RNA of Ilex paraguariensis (yerba mate), 1094 nucleotides long. Lineage: Eukaryota; Viridiplantae; Streptophyta; Magnoliopsida; Aquifoliales; Aquifoliaceae. The record is from the annotation of a GenBank genome assembly.